Prorocentrum cordatum is the source of this 3951-nucleotide messenger RNA. Lineage: Eukaryota; Dinophyceae; Prorocentrales; Prorocentraceae. The record is from the annotation of a GenBank genome assembly.
AUGCCUGUCGUCACGAAGCUCGCGUUGGCUGCCGCUGUAGCGGUGGCAGCGGCGGGGGAGGGAUCCAAGCUGGGUGUCAACGACGGCCCCGCGUAUUACAACAAGGCGAAUCUGCGGUUGGGCGGCGUAGACCACAUCACACGAUUGGGGGAGAGUUGCGGCUUCAUGGACACCGCGUACCAGUCCAUGGCCAUCAAGCACGUGAACGAGCGGAACUCGAAUUGGUGCAGGGCCAUCGGGGACUUGUCCGAGGGCUGGGACAUGUCCUUGGUCCUGUUGGACGCGACCGAGCAAGAAACAGGGGAUUCCCCGCCGAAGGCGGCGCUGUCUGCUGGGUUGAAGCUGGUCGGCUCCACGCCCGAAGCCCAGGUUCCGCUCAUGAGCUGGGCAGGCACCGAAGUGGCACCGUGGAACGAGUCCAACUUUUCGGGCGCGUCCACGAACAUUUUGCCCGUGCACGGGAUCUUGGGCCCAUCGUACAGCGGCACCACCAUGAAGACCAGCUCGUUCUUCGACAGCUUCAACGUGCCCAUCAUGAGCAACUACGCCACCAACCCCGCCAUGUCCCAGAAGUCUGGCAACAGCGCGUACCCCAACUUCUGGCGCACCUGUCCCCCAGACUCGCUGAAGAUGGACAUGGUGGCCGUGUGGCUGCAGUCGUGGGGCAUCUCCAAGGUGUUCGUGGUCACCAUCGACGACAGCUUUCCCAUUGGCAUGCGAGACGCGCUCCUGGGGUAUUGCCCCAAGUACGGCCUGACCUGCGCCACCGCAAGCAGCCUGGUGCCCGCCGCCUCCGCCAGCCAGACCGACGUGCUCCUGGAUGACCUGAUGGACGAGUUCGCUGCCUCUGGCACCAGGACCAUCGUGCUCAACGGCCUGGUGGCGCAGAACUCGAAGAUCAUGAGGGCGCUGAACAGCCGAGGCCUGUCCGACGGCGACCAGGGCUACAUCGUCGUCCACCCAGAAUUUAUUGGCACUAGCGAGGUGGACUUCGAGGGAGCGUUCGCGGUGCUGCCCAGCCAUGAGAUAGCUGCGGCGUGGCAGGCCGCGUACGGCAUGGUGCCGCCGCUGACAGAGUUCGUGAAGCCGUUCGUGAACGGUGGCGGGUUUGCGAACGAAUCCUUCGUGUACACUCCUUUCGAGCAGUCACCUAUUUGCGGCACGCAGCAGGACGUGCUGUGCAGCAGCACCAGCAUCGGCCACAGCGGUAUGAUGGGCGCUGAAGGCUCUGACAAUGAGAACAGGGCACAUUUUACAUGGCACGAGGUGAAAGACGAUUUUGAGGCAUGCAGCGCGUAUGGCCCGUUAGGGUAUGACUCGGUGGUGUCCUACGCGGCCGCGUUCGACAUUGGGGUGCGCCUGCACAAGGCGAACCACUCCCAGGGCUUCGACAAGGACUCGGUUACCCCAGAGAAGCUGAUGGCGAUGCUGCACAUUCUGACCCAGGGCGUAGACACCGAUGGCGAGAAUGUGAGCCUCGACAAGGACGGCGACGGCCUGGCCGACACCCCGGUGAAGGAAUUCUACGGGACUUGUCUUGGCUCGGGUGGGCCCAUCGGGUUCGAGUGGCGCGACGGCAUGCGGCAGGAGCGCAGCUCCCACUUCUCCGUGGUCAACUACCGGACAGCGCCGGGAAACGCCGCAGAGCUGAUCGGUCACCCCACGUGGGACAUGUACACCGCGAGCUCCUCCGAGACGCCACUGCUCGUCGAGCGUGGUGCUGCCGCCGCGGGCGUCAAGUUCGGGACUGGGACGGUGCUGGGCUACCCCCGAAACGACGGCAUGUUGCUGGGCAUGCCUCCGGUGUGCCCGCCAGGGCAGUAUCUGGACCCCGACGUCAGCAGCUGCAAAGCCACCAGCCCCGGCUACUACCAGCCACUGGAAGGGCAAGACUCCGAGUUGGCCUGCCCGCCGGGCUUCUCUUGCGAGAGCGGCGGGUGCGCGGAUCAGUGCGACGCGUGCGCGCUGGGGAAAUUCCAGAAUCAGAGCGGGCAGGCAACCUGCGAGCCAUGCCCUGCGGGGUCCGCCGCGGGCACGCCAGGCUCCGCGUCUUGCUCGCCGUGUCCGCCCGGCGAGUUCGCAGGCUUGGCGGGGAUGGCCUCGUGUGCCGCGUGCCCGAUUGGGCAGGUGCAGACCGCGGCGGGGCGGAGCUCGUGCGAGGCCUGCCCAUCGGGUCGGACCACCUUCGAGAAGUCUGCUUCGCUGCUUGCCAGCUGCCUAUGCCUCGAGGGGACCAUGGAUCCAGACGCGCCCAUGCUGACGGUCGCGGAUGCCAGCGGGUCUCUGGUGGAUGUGGCGACCAAGGACGAUCUGGCCAUCUGCCAGGCGUGCCCCGAAGGUUUCGAGUGCCCACUAGGUUCGUCCUUCUACGACGCUCUGGGAGAGAACCACGUGCUGCACGGAUACGUGGAGCCGGACGCAAGCCAGGUGAACAUCGUCCCAGUGUCGCGACCGAACAUGGCCGUCGCCCAGGGUUACUACCUGGCGGCGGGCUACCAGAGCUCUGCGGGCUCGGCCUCGGACAAGCUGGCGCUGAACAUCUACCUGUGCGAUGGACUUGGCAUUCAGCAGCUGAGUCAGGAGGGAUACGUGAGUCCUUGCCCAGGCGGGCCCGCCGACGCGUGCGACAACGGCCGCGAAGGCAUCGCGUGCGCGAAAUGUGCCGAAGGCUCGUACGCCACAGUCGACGGCCCCUGCGCGAAGUGCGACGGCUGGGAGCCAGCUAUUCUGGUCCUUGUGGCCCUGGCGGGCUUUAUUGCGGUGGUGGCCAGCUACUACUUCAUCAACGGACCGCUGAACGGCCAGUUGUCGCCUCUCAUGGUCUUGGCGAUGUGCGCCGGGACGUUUGUGAUGACGCUGCAGUCGUGCGCGGCGUUGGCAUCGCUGUCGAUCUCGUAUCCGGACGGCCUUGGCGGGCUUUUCGCCGGGACACGGCUGUUCGCGUUGGACCUCAGGGCGCUCAGACCGGAGUGCACUCUGGGCUCUUCUGUGAUCGCAGGUUAUGCGCUGAAGGUUGGGCUGCCUUGGUUCUUGUUUGCGCUCUUCAGCGUGCUGUGCGUACUGAGCAAAUUGUUGCCAGAGCGGUGGCAGUGGGAAACUUCGAAGACGUUCAACACCGUGUGCAACUUCUUCCAGGCCGCAUUCAUCACAAUCAUCCUCACCGUGAUCGGGCCCUUCCGCACCUUCGCGCACCCUGGCAGUGGUGACCGCAGCAGCAUGCUGAGCAGCCCAGACAUUGACACCUCGAGCGGGACGUACGUCGGGCUCGUCGUGUUCGCGGUCUUCGGCCUACUGCCCUGCUUCCUGUUCAUCGCGCUGUAUGUGUUCUCCGUGAAGAAGUCGCCCGCGUGGCGCGAGACCGACAUGGUCAAGCAUCUGCAGGCCAUCAAGUUCGUGUUGUUCCGCUUCGAGGCCCACGCCUACUACUGGGGCCUUUGCUUUCUGGCGCGGUCCACGGCGGUGAGCAUAAUCACGCUGCUGCCCAACCCGUUCACGCAGCUGCUGCUGUUGUCGGUGGUGAUGGUGGUGUACUUGGUAGCCCUGUGCCUGGUUUGGCCGUGGAGGGCGCCGGUGGUGAACGUGCUGGACGCGCUGCAGACCACGCUGUUGCUCGUCAUUCUGCUGGCGGCUACCAGGCCCGUCGGCGCGGACAACGGCGGCGAGGACGCCGACGCCGUGACGGGCCUGAUCAGUGCUUGCUACGUCGUGCUGCUGCUGGCGUUCGGCGUCGCCGGGGUCUUCGCCGUGCGUGGCCAGCUCGACAUGGGCGAAGGCAGGGCCGCGGGGGCCGACGGCAUCCCCGAGAGGAGCGGCGGCGAGGCAGACGCAGGUCGUGGCGCGGACGACGACGCCGUGGAGAUCGACGAGAAGCCCAGCGGCGAGGUCGCCGAUAGUAAGGAUCGAAGAGAACACGCUGAUGGCCCUCGCGUGGAGGUCUCCAGCCAAGUCUGA